Molecule: messenger RNA, 4171 nt
Organism: Mugil cephalus (flathead mullet)
Lineage: Eukaryota; Metazoa; Chordata; Actinopteri; Mugiliformes; Mugilidae
Gene: paxbp1
Product: PAX3 and PAX7 binding protein 1
Exons: 18
Coding region: 140-2893 (917 amino acids)
Biological process (GO): positive regulation of transcription by RNA polymerase II; mRNA splicing, via spliceosome
Cellular component (GO): nucleus
Molecular function (GO): DNA binding
Source: RefSeq, a predicted model, not a curated record
GUAGAAGAAGAAACGAGCCGUCCCUCUGACAGAAAAUGGCUGGCCUGGAGUGUGGCGAUACAAUUAUUACACUGCGAGCAUAGUUUAAAGGUGCCCUGCGUUCACACGCUGCUGUUGUUGCAUUUGCAAGACAAGCACGAUGUUUAAAAAGGCGAAACGAGUGAACUUACGGCGGAGGAAUGAGUCCGACGAGGAUGAGAAGGAGGAGAGUCAGCAGCUGGCGCCGACAUCGUUCGGGCCUGUGGUGGAGAUCCCGUUCAUGGAGACCUCCAAUAGUAGCAUCACCGGAGCACCUAGCGGCACGGAUAGCUUUCAUAGCAACGGCUUCCCGGCUAAUAUUAGCAUUUUGAGAGCUGUCAAGAAAGAGAAGAAAGCGAAAGAAGCAGCACCAUUGCCAGUUCCUACGAAAGCUAGCUUGCUGAGUUUCGACGACGAAGAAGAGGGAUCCGAGGUGUUCAGGGUGAAGAAGCCAAAUCACAGCAAGAAGAUUGUCAAACAGCUGAAGAAGGAAUACAAGGAGGAUUUGGAGAAGUCUGGAUAUGUCAAACACGAAAUCAAAUCAGAGGCUACACCUCACCUUGCGGGUGCCAUAAAAGAGGAGAUUACAAGUGGGACGUGUAGCGAACAGGGGGAGGAAGAGAUGGAGGUGGACAGUACCGACGAACAAGAUGACGAGGCGAGGGGGCAAGGCGGUCAGGCACAUGGUCAAGUGUCGAAGGGCAACGUGGGAGCGUCAUCAUUCAACACGCUUUCCUCCCUUGGCAGCUUGAAACCAGGGGAGAUCCCCGAUGCAGCGUUCAUCCACGCCGCCAGAAAGCGCCGUCAGCUGGCCAGAGAGCUGGGCGGCGACACCCCUCUGAUAGAAACAGAAACUCCAAAGAAACGCCUGGUGCGAGAAGACCAAGACGGCAGCGACGACGAGGACGAGGAAGAGAAGAGGAUCCGCUUUAGUGGAGUCAGGAACAAAAGCCAGAGACAGAAGAUAGCAGAGGAGAUAGGUAUCGAGGGCAGUGAUGAUGAGGCGCUGGAUACAGGUCAAGAUGAGGAGGUGAGCCGCUGGGAGCAGGAGCAGAUUAGGAAAGGAAUCAGCAUACCCCAGGUCCAAAGCAGCCAGCCGGAAGACAACACAGUCUACUACCAGAACAGCUAUGAGACGCAGCCCUAUGGUGCUUCCUACAGCAUGCCUUUCACCUACAGCACAGUGGCCCCACAGACCGGCAAGCCAACUGGCCGUGCUGACAAUGGCUCCGUUCACUUCGGGGCUCCUAUUAGUGAUCUAACCCCGGUAUCCAUUGUUCUGGUAAAGAAACGCCUGCAGGAUAGGCUCAACCAAAUGCACGCAGGGCACAACGCGAACGUCAAGCGCUUCAAACAGAUCCGAGAAGACCUCGCUGCUUCCGAGAGUGUCAUACAGCAGCUGGAGGGUUCGUCCAAUGACAAUGCAGAUCAAUAUAAAUUCUUGCAAGAGAUGCGAGGGUAUGUUGGAGACUUGCUUGAGUGUUUCAGUGAAAAGGUGCCUGCUGUCCUGGAGCUGGAGGCUGCCAUGCACCAGUUACUAAGGCAACGGGCCUCACGACUUGUCCAGAGAAGACAGGAUGAUAUUAAAGAUGAAUCGGCGGAGUUUGCAAGCCUUUCAAAUAAAGCUGUCAUGGCUCCUAAUCUAGACCCGUUUGGUCGAGACCGCGCAGCCUACCAAGAGCACAUUCGUCAGAGGAGGAUAGCUGAAAGAGAAGCAAGACGAACACGGCGGCGGCAAGCGAGAGAGCAGAAUGGAAAGAGGGCUGAGCACAAAGAAGGCUUAUCAUCUGAUGAUGAGGAAACCUCUACUGACAUCACCAGCUUCAACAUGGAGAAAGAUCGUAUCAUCAAGGAAAGCAAGAAAGUGUUUGAGGACGUGGUGGAUGAGUUCCAUUCCCUCGACUGCAUCAAAUCCCAUUUCGAAGUGUGGAGGAGAAACUACCCCGACUGUUACAGAGAUGCUUACAUAGGCCUCUGUCUGCCCAAGCUCUUCAACCCCUUAGUCCGCCUGCAGCUGAUCACGUGGAACCCUCUCGAGGCUCCGUGUGCGAACUUCGAGUACAUGCUCUGGUUCGAGUCGCUGCUGUUUUACGGCUUCGAGGAGAACAGCACGUUGCAGAGAGGAGACGGGGAUGUCAGCUUGCUGCCUGCCAUCGUGGAAAAGGUCAUCCUCUCCAAACUGACAGUGUUGGCAGAACAAGUGUGGGAUCCGCUCUCGAGCAGCCAGACAGCCAAGCUGGUGGGCUUCAUCCACAGACUGUUAAGAGGUUAUCCCACUGUGCUGCACGGGGACAAUCGAUACACACAGGAGCUGUUGAAAACAAUCGUCUUGCGGACGAGGCGGACUCUGGAUGAAGACGUCUUCCUUCCACUCUACCCCAAAAAUGUCUUGGAGAACAAGAAUAGCGGUCCCUACUUAUUCUACCAGAGGCAGUUCUGGUCCUGUGUGAAGCUGCUGGGUAACAUCCUGCAAUGGGAAGGUAUCUUAUCCACUUCCUGUCUGAAGGAACUGGCGUUGGACAGCACCCUCAAUAGAUACAUCCUCUCUGCGCUCCAGACAACAGAUACGUCCGAGGACAAUGUGGAGAAGUGCCAGAAGGUGGUGGAGUGUUUGCCAGUGCACUGGUUCUCUGGACUGAAGGGCCAGCAGACGUUGCCUCAGUUGGAGCCGUUCUGUCGCUACCUCACUCACCUGGCUAACAUGCUGCACCGCAGCAGCUUGGGACGGUCCGACGUCGAGCGUCACACUUCCAAGGAACAGGUCAAAGAGGUUGUGAAGAUGUUGGGCCAAAUGAACGCCCUGGACCACAUCAUCAGCGUGGCAGCAGAGCAUGGCAUUAAAGACAUCAAACCGCUUUUGGAAGUGAGAACAUAGAGGACGACACGACCUAAGCAGCUUUUCAUUUAAGUGUUUGGCACAUUUCCAGCCACGGGAUCACCAAGUUGGUAAUCCAGGAAAAAAUGUGCAACAGCGGACUCGAAAUAAAACUCAACGGACGUGACCAUGAGUAGAAAAUAGAAGUUGGAGACACAUAGUUGUACAUAUUGUGAAUAUUGUAUAGAAAGUAAAGAAUGCUCGUGUAUUUGACCCCUGCUAUUCGGUGCACAACGCUCGGUUCGGUAUGAAACUUCGAUUUGUUACAUCCUGUGAGUUAAACAGUUACCUUCACGUCAACAAACUUACACUCCCGGAAUAAAAAUACAAGAGCAUGACCUCCACGCGGAUAACGUCUUCUCUGCCAGUUGUCCGUCGGCUUCAGGGAAGUCUGGAAAGCUGGGCAGACACUGAGUCAGUGUUAUUAAUGCGUGAACCCGCACUACGCACCAAGUGCGAGUUAUAACCGGCUUUCCUGCAGACAGGACCUGCAACGUCAGAGCUCGUUGUCAACAUAAACACCAAGUUCUCUGUUGCUUUUGUGCAAUGACAUUCCAUACAAGGUGGCUAUGUGCUCAUCAUUGAUGCAAAACAAAAGAAAGAAUGAAAGUAAUUCAGUAAAAGGUGAUAUUGGUAAAUCAUGACUAUGUCGUAUUGCGUUUUAAUUUUUUAUUCUGUUUAUCAUUGGGAGAAUUGACAGUACACAGCAUCGUAGUGCCUUAACUGUCUCAAUAAGAAUUAUUGCCUGUGAACGGGUUCUAACUAUUUUCAUUUUUGCGAAUGAAAACUGCUGUGACUCCAAAACCAAGGUUGAUACCGAGCCAUGAGUUUUGUGUACCGCGACCCUCUUGUGAUAACAGUGUUUAUACACCUACACAAGGCAGAAGAUGGAACGAGGCCUUGCAUCGUCAGCUAAAACAGACUACUCAUUUCUACUACGCUGACAGUUGAAUGCAUCAUUUAGUAGGAGUCGAAUUCAGUCAACUUCUAGUAACGUUUUGGAAAAAGGGUGCGAUCUCUGGGUGGACGCUGCGUUCACCCCGGCUAUGUGUAAAAUCUGUCACUUCUUUCACACUUCUUUUUCUGUAUGUGCCAAACGUUAAAGGUAUUUUCACCCUGGCGAACAGUUGGUGUGACAACUGACACGGUCGUUGCUUGAUCCAUGGUUCAUCCUGCAGUACUUUUCUGUCAUCUACAAAAUGCUCGAUUUGUAAAAAAAAAAUGAAAAAAAAAAGAUCUGUUUUAGUUAUUUGCCUGUGAAUAAAAUGUACAUUUGAA